Messenger RNA from Impatiens glandulifera, 1428 nucleotides. RefSeq names its product triose phosphate/phosphate translocator TPT, chloroplastic-like. NCBI's taxonomy places the organism in Eukaryota, Viridiplantae, Streptophyta, Magnoliopsida, Ericales, Balsaminaceae. Gene Ontology annotation, molecular function: antiporter activity. Gene Ontology annotation, cellular component: Golgi apparatus; membrane. The record is from RefSeq and is a predicted model, not a curated record. Gene Ontology annotation, biological process: transmembrane transport. The transcript has 11 exons. The coding region runs from base 40 to 1233 and encodes 397 amino acids.
CCACAUAUACCUCUUCAAUCCAACUCAAAUCCAACAUUAAUGGAGUCUCGUUUACUCGCCGCCGCCGCCGGAGGCAUUCCCUUACUGAGAAAGCCGACAUUCUUCGCCACCGCCAAACCAAUCGGACAUGUCGGUGACGGCGGAAACCUCAUAUGGGGAAGACAACUCCGACCCACAAUUCUCCUCGACACUUCUCCACUCAUCACUAAAUAUCAUCCACUCACAAAGCGCGAGAUUCUCAGGCCCGUCUUCGCCGCCGCCGCAUCGUCUCCGGCUGACUCUUCCGGGAAUGCCAAAGUCGGGUUCUUUGAUAAGAAUCCAGCCAUUGUUACCGGUUCUUUCUUCUUUAUGUGGUACUUCCUCAAUGUGAUAUUCAACAUACUUAACAAGAAGAUCUACAAUUACUUCCCUUAUCCUUACUUUGUGUCUGUCAUACAUUUGUUUGUGGGUGUUGUCUACUGUUUAGCUAGCUGGUCUGUUGGUCUUCCUAAACGCGCUCCAAUUGAUUCAAACCUCCUUAAGAUGCUGAUUCCGGUAGCUGUUUGUCAUGCAUUAGGCCAUGUCAUGAGCAAUGUCUCAUUUGCAGCUGUCGCUGUCUCGUUUACUCACACAGUUAAAGCCUUGGAGCCUUUCUUCAAUGCUGCUGCUUCUCAAUUCAUUCUUGGACAGCCAAUACCCUGGACCUUAUGGCUUUCACUUGCUCCAGUUGUUAUUGGUGUAUCGAUGGCUUCAUUGACGGAGCUAUCUUUCAACUGGUUGGGUUUUACAAGCGCAAUGAUUUCGAACAUUUCCUUCACUUACAGGAGUUUAUUCUCUAAGAAAGCCAUGACUGAAAUGGAUAGUACUAACGUGUACGCGUACAUUACCAUUAUUGCACUCAUCGUUUGCAUUCCACCCGCAAUCAUUGUGGAGGGACCUCAACUUAUUAAGUAUGGAUUCAAUGAUGCUAUUGCGAAAGUUGGUUUGACAAAGUUUAUCACGGAUUUGUUCUUGGUGGGGUUGUUCUAUCACUUGUACAAUCAGUUGGCGACAAACACUUUGGAGAGGGUGGCACCUCUUACGCACGCGGUUGGGAACGUGUUGAAGCGAGUUUUUGUGAUUGGUUUCUCGAUUUUGGUGUUUGGUAACACGAUUUCAUUGCAAACUGGAAUUGGGACUUCAAUUGCAAUAGCUGGAGUGGCACUCUAUUCACUUAUUAAGGCUCAAUUGCAAGAGGAGAAGAAGAAAAAGUAAGAAUGGCAUGCAUGGAGAGAGGGUCCGGUUGAUGUAAAUUUUAUUUAUUUAUUUUUGUUCUCUCUAUAUAUUAAUAUAUAGAGCUUCUGUUUUUGUUUCCUUUUCUUUUAUUAAAUCCCAACUCAUGCUGACUUAUAAACAAUUUAUAAGAAUAGUUUUAUAUAAUCAUUACCCACUAUCACGGUGAUUCGGAUU